Messenger RNA from Didymodactylos carnosus, 393 nucleotides. NCBI's taxonomy places the organism in Eukaryota, Metazoa, Rotifera, Eurotatoria, Philodinida, Philodinidae. The record is from the annotation of a GenBank genome assembly.
AUGUCACGGAAUCAGUUAACUCAACAUGCAGCAUUCAAGAAAUCUGUGGUUGGAUCAGAAGAUGAGUCUCACAUACCAGAAUUAAAUAUUUGUAUAAUGACUGUUGGGAGUCAAGGUGAUGUUCAACCGUUUAUCGUUCUGGCUAAAGGAGUGAAAGAGUGCGAUCAUCGCGUUCGUCUAGCCACACAUGAAAACUUCCGUGAUUUAGUAACAAAAAAUGGCUAUCCACUAGGUGGUGAUCCUGAUCGUUUGAUGGCAUAUAUGGUGAAAAAUCGUGGUAUUCCACCAACAUUUUCUAGUAUAAUAUAUACUCACUCGUCGACCACAAAUAAGAGAAAUUAUUCAAUUAACAUGGAAAGCUGGCAUUCGGGACGAAAACGACAAAACCUGUAA